AUGACAACAACCUACUCGACAACCAUGGAUCUCUCACAACCUGUUGACGAGGCCUUCACAAAAGCUCUGCCGAAAAUCGAAUUACACGCUCAUCUAAGCGGUAGCAUUAGUCGCCAAUGUCUCCAUGAAUUAUGGGAGAAGAAAAAGUCCCAAGACCCCAACUUCCCCAUUGAGGAUCCGUGGGUUCUCAUGCCGCCAGGGAAAGUAGAUUAUACGCUUGAGACCUUUUUUCAAACCUUCUCCAAAUCAAUCUAUCACCUCUGCAACGAUCUGGAGAGCUUGUCAUAUGCCACAAACUCAGUCCUUAGUAACUUCUACGAGGAUGGUGUCCGUUAUUUAGAACUCCGUUCCAUCCCCCGCGCAUUUUCAGGCUCGGACGUCUCGAAAGAAGGAUAUGUCACGGCUGUGCUUGAUAGCAUUGAUUCCUUCAAAGCGAGAACAAACAACGAUAUGCCCGUUUACUUAAUCCUAGCUAUUGAUAGGAAAGAUACCGCUGCUCAGGCUUUAGACACUGUCAACCUAGCCAUCAAGUAUCGGCCGCGCGGGGUCGUGGGCAUUGACAUCUGCGGGAAUCCAAACAAAGGAGACGUCUCAAUCUACCGUGGCGCUUUCACCAAGGCCAAGGCGAAUGGUCUCCGUAUCACGGUACAUUUUGCAGAGACUCCGUUCUCCGGGUCGCCUGCUGAACUGGAGACGCUUCUUUCCUACCAGCCUGAUAGGCUGGGCCAUGUUAUUCAUGUGCCGGAUGAUAUUAAGCAAGAGAUUGCCCGGCGUCAAUUGGGGUUGGAGCUGUGCCUUUCUUGCAAUGUUCAUGCUAAGAUGAUAAAUGGUGGAUUCCUAGAUCAUCAUUUUGGGUACUGGAGACACGUCGAUUGUCCGGUGAUCCUAUGUACUGAUGAUAUGGGCUUUUUCUGCAGCCCAGUCUCAAACGAAUAUCUUCUAGCCGCACAUCACUUCAACCUCAGCCGUGCUGACGUUCUCGCUCUUUGCAGGAAGUCUUUUCGUGCUAUUUUCGGGGGACCUGAGGAGAAAGACCGACUUUACACGCUAUUGGAUAAUUUUGAAGCCGGCUCACAAUGA
Messenger RNA from Monascus purpureus, 1080 nucleotides. The record is from the annotation of a GenBank genome assembly. NCBI's taxonomy places the organism in Eukaryota, Fungi, Ascomycota, Eurotiomycetes, Eurotiales, Aspergillaceae.